AUGGUCGACACCGAAAACCUUCGGACGGCAUCGCUGUACAUCAACAACCAGCUCCUCUCGAGAGGACUGCUUCGGGAUGGCCAAACAAUCGACUUCACCAACGCAGGCCACGUGUCGUCGGAAGCUUCGCCGCCCGCCGCCGGACGAAUCAUCGGCCUCGUCAACGACCUGAUACUCCGGCGCGACCGCGAUGCCGAACACCGCGAGUCGCUUUCGGCGGCGAUGCGAAACCUCCGCGCCGACAACCAGAAAAACACGAUCGACGUGGCGCGCCUGGUCGAGAGGAAUGCCGAGGAGAAGCGCCGGGCAGACCUCGCAGCCGCCGCCGAGACGACGCUCAGGGCACAGCUCAAGUCGGCCGAGGCCGCCGCGCGCGCCCAGAAGGAGGAGAUUGUUCGGCUCAAGGCCCUCGUAGCCCAGACGCGCACGACCUGCGCCACAGAGGUACGGCGGCGGGACCGGCAGAUCGACACGCUCAAGAAGCAGCUCGCCGAAGCAGGGAGAUCACGAGGCGCGAGACCGAACCCGGCGGUGGUGACCAUCACCGUCACCGGCGACGUCGGCCCGGCCAAGGAUGCGCUCGCCGUGUCCAACGGCCCGGCCACCGACGGCGGCGAUUUGCUACGAAACGAGACGAAUGCCUUCUUGGCGAAGCUGGCCCGGGAGCUGGGCGACGAGAACGAUGCCGUCCUCACCGUCAUGCAGCGAACCAUGCUGCAGCUGCGAGAAAUGAGCGGGUACCAGCCGGACGCAGCCGAGGACGCGCAGGUUGCCCGACGGCUAGGCUACCAAGAGCUCUCCGUCGAACUGGACGCCGUCAUGGAGCACAUGCGCAGCAUCUUGACCAGCCCAUCGUUUGUACCCAUCGAGGAGGUCAUGAUCCGCGAGGAAGAAAUCAACCGCCUCAAGACCGGCUGGGUCAAGAUGGAAGGCCGUUGGAGGGAAGCCGUGCACCUCAUUGACGGUUGGAGGAAGCGAAUGGCUGCGAGCGGAAGGUCCGUCUGCGACGAGGAGCUGAAGAUGGGCCUGCGCCUGAGCCCCGUGCGUGUCAAGGACGUGGACGAGACGAGACAAUCGCUCACCAUGCCCGACUUGAAGACGACGGCUGAAGUGGACGAGGAAGACGACCAAGGCUCCGACCGCCUGUCUCGACGAUCACCGCGCCCGCCGAGUCAGGAUUCCCUAGAACUCGUCCCCGAACCAAGCUGCGGUGGCCACCUUGCCAUGGACCUGGAGAACGAGAGGGAGAGUGAGCCUGUCGGGAUAGACGGCAACGAGGCUCUCGGCGACGACGACGACGGACAAGGCAUCGAGGCCCCGCCGUUGCAGCGUCCGCAUUCGCCAGAAUCUUCCCCUCUUCCUGAACUGCCACAGAUAAGCCCGCUCAAAAAUUGCACCUCGGCUGGGAACCGGCGUUCCUUGCACAGCGGCCGAACGCAAAGGUCAGGGGAGUGCGGCCCGACUGCCGGAAAUGCGCACAAGGAGCAAGUUGGUAGCGAGGAGAGGUCGAUGCGCUCGCUCCCGGUUCGGCCGAAGAUCAAGGUGCCAACGCAAACCGGCCUUCCCAGAAAGUCCUCGCUGGACGACGCAUUGCUGUCGGCGCCGGUCGAGAGGGCAUACGCCCCUCUUGAUGACGAUGAGCCGGACGAGCCGGACCUUCAUGCGACAGAGCCUGAGCCUGAGCCUGAGCCCGAGCCCGAGCCUGGGCUGCCCCGGAGGGACAUUUCCAAGACACGAAUCACGGAUCGGCCGUCGCUCCCUCGGCAUAACCCUCUAACCAUGUCCGCCAUUGCCGCCAAGCUCGCGGCAUCCGAAAAAGAGGCCAACGCGGCGCUCGAUCGUGCCAAGUCCAAGGCCACGCACGCCGUUCGAGGGGGCGUGAAGCGCCCGACCGUUGCGGCACCUGCUGCCUCUGCCGCUGCCGUCCCUCCUCCCGCCCCGGGGCAUGUCCGAUCUGCAGUCGCAGGAGAGCCAGAGUCUGCCGUCAGCCGCGUCGUCCAUGGCGAGCCCGUCAAGGGCAGCCCGGCUGCUACGAGGAAUGCCCCGCUGCUGCCGAGGCCGGAUAAGCGAAAGAGAGACCGAACGGCGAGCAAGGCAUCCUCGCGGAGGCGCAGCACCCUUAGUCCCCUGGAACUGCAGUCGCUGAUGGCGGGAAGCGUUCCGUGA
Molecule: messenger RNA, 2166 nt
Organism: Drechmeria coniospora
Lineage: Eukaryota; Fungi; Ascomycota; Sordariomycetes; Hypocreales; Ophiocordycipitaceae
Exons: 2
Coding region: 1-2166 (721 amino acids)
Source: RefSeq, a predicted model, not a curated record